Rhodamnia argentea is the source of this 675-nucleotide messenger RNA. RefSeq names its product pollen receptor-like kinase 4. Gene Ontology annotation, molecular function: protein binding. Lineage: Eukaryota; Viridiplantae; Streptophyta; Magnoliopsida; Myrtales; Myrtaceae. The coding region runs from base 1 to 675 and encodes 224 amino acids. The transcript has a single exon. The record is from RefSeq and is a predicted model, not a curated record.
AUGGAGCGCAGGAAACUCCAUCGGCUCGUGGCCGCGGCCGCCCUCGCGCUCCUUGUCCUGGCCGCCCGUGACCUCAUCACCUGCAGUGCCGGCGAGACCCAGACCCUGAUCAAGUUCAAGGGCUCCCUCUCCAACGCCACCGCGCUGAGCAACUGGGACAGCAACUCCGCCUCCCCGUGCCGCUGGACCGGCGUGUGGUGCCUCAACGGCAGCGUGUGGCAGCUCAAGCUCGACGGGAUGGGCCUCGGCGGGAUGCUCGACAUGGAAUCGCUUGCCGAGCUGCCCCUCCUCCGCAUCCUGAGCAUCAGGGGCAACAGGUUCGAGGGGCCGAUGCCGGAGGUGAAGAAGGUGGCAGCGCUCAAGGCGGUGUCGAUGUCGAGCAACUGGUUCUCGGGGGAGAUCCCGGACGACUGGUUCGAGGGGAUGGAGGCGCUGAAGAUGGUGUACCUGGACAGGAACGGGUUCACGGGGCCGGUGCCGACGUCACUGGCGAAUCUGCCGAGGCUAGUGAACCUGAGCCUGGAGGGGAACCAGAUGGGAGGGAAGAUACCGGACUUCCGGCAGAUGGAACUGCGGAUGGUGGACUUGGCCAACAACCAGUUCGAGGGGAAGAUACCUUCGGGGCUAAGGAACAUGAACUCCUCCUACUUCCAAGGUGAUCGUUACUUUUAUUAG